This is a messenger RNA of Menidia menidia (Atlantic silverside), 1038 nucleotides long. The record is from the annotation of a GenBank genome assembly. NCBI's taxonomy places the organism in Eukaryota, Metazoa, Chordata, Actinopteri, Atheriniformes, Atherinopsidae.
AUGAAGCCUCCAAUAUCCCGUGCUAAAAUGAUGUCUGUAACAAAAUCAGCCAUCAAAGCUAUCAAGCUUUACAAACACGUUGUCCAAAUUGUGGAGAAGUUCAUAAAAAAGUGCAAGCCAGAAUUAAAAGUGCCUGGUUUAUAUGUGGUUGAUUCCAUUGUUCGACAAUCACGCCACCAGUUUGGUGUUGAAAAGGACGUCUUUGGGCCCAGAUUCUUAAAGAACUUCACAGAUACUUUCCAAAACCUUUACCGUUGUCCAGAGGACGACAAGACUAAAAUCGUCCGCGUCCUAAACCUGUGGCAGAAGAAUGGGGUGUUUGACUUGGAUAUCAUCCAGCCUCUAAUGAGUAUGGCUGAUGGUGUCAGUGCCCUUCCUCCCACACUGGAAGUUCCUGUCGACCUCCAACCAAAGACUCAGCCUCCUGUUUCUAACGCCUCGGUCGGAUCUGCUCUGCCCAAACUCCCCAGUCCCGACGCUCUGGCCGCCGUGGCCCAGCUGUUUCAGUCCCCCCACGGCCAGGAGCUGCAGAGGAUGCUGAAGAACUUUCAGCAGGCAGAUAAGACGCUGGCAGCCAGCAACUCGCUAAACCCGCCACAGAGGCCAGGGGCCCAGCCCAACGCUUACUGCGAACAAACCGAGAAGAAAAACUCUUUAGCCGAGGACAGGAGUGAAAGAGAGAAGGACAGAGAACGCAGACAGAGGGGUCUCCCCAGCAUAAAGAGCCAGACACUCAGUGUUUGCAGCACUACUCUUUGGGUUGGACAGCUAGACAAGAAAACGCAGCAGUCUGAUGUGAUGUCCCUGUUGGAAGAGUUUGGCCAGAUUGAGUCCAUCAAUAUCGCUUGGGCUUUGAACAAAGGUAUAAAAUCAGCUCACAAAAAGUUCUGGGAUGUGGAGCGGGGAGUUACAUAUAUUCCCUGGAACAAAGUUAAAGUGGAGGAGUUGGACAGCUUUCGUGAAGGGGGGAUGCUGGAUGCAGAGUCGCUAAAUCCUGGUAAAAGCAUAUUUAUUCUUCUUAUUUAUUGUAUUUUAUGA